Molecule: messenger RNA, 2539 nt
Organism: Pocillopora meandrina
Lineage: Eukaryota; Metazoa; Cnidaria; Anthozoa; Scleractinia; Pocilloporidae
Source: the annotation of a GenBank genome assembly
GCUUGAUUGAAAAAAAUAGUCGGAAGGGAGGGUUGCCAUGUACAUGACAGACUUGUUUGAUAUUAUGAUUGUGAAUAUUCGUUGAAAUUUAGCGGAUUUGGCGAGGGAAGCGCCCGAUGACUGAUAGACUUAUCGAAAAUGGGUAAUUCGCUGUCUCCACAUUUAGAGAGUGCACAAAAAACUGGAGUCUGUUCUCUUUGUGGCAAGGGACUGUCAGAGGUAAAACUCGAUCGGUUUAAGUUCUUGGAAAGAUAAUCCAAUAAGUCUCAUGCUUUUUUUUAUCGUUUUACGCUUAGUAUGGUUCAUAGAUUGUUUUUAUUUGAAAAUGUAUAAUCCAUUUUUUGAGAUCGACCAGUAUCGUUGCGGUAAAUGUCUUGGAUCGAUGACAAUAUUGACAGAAGGUGAAGCUCACGUCUGAGAUCGAUGGAGCGUUCGUUUCAAUACCAGAUGCCAUUUUUUUUUCCAUUUGCAAUUUUCAAAUCCUUUAUUACAAAGUUUUAUCAAUGCUGAAACAAAAAUCACAUUACAGUUCCUGUGAUUGCGGAGGCUUCCACUGGGGGAUUUUUAAGUUUAAUAAAGGUUUCUAUAACCCUUUUAACUCCUAAAGGUAAUUAACAUGUUAAUUCUCCUUACAGUAUCCAUACAUUAUCUGGCAAAAAGGUAAUGAGAAUAUGCAAACUUAUUUGGUAGUUGUUUUCUUGAUCGAACACCAAAUUCUUGUUAUUUAUAUAAAAAGAAAUGUGUGGCAGAUGUAAGGAAGAAUUAAAUAACAGACCUUGAGAUUAGAGGGUUAACUGUGCUAAGGUUUUUUCAUAACAGCUGUCAUGUUUUAAUUAUUCAUUCCUCAGUAAACUUUGUUUCAUGUCAUCUGCACGCAGUACUGGCAAAAGUUCAGAUCUUGCUAGCACUGCAUUCAAUGUGUAUGUUGCAAGUUGCAUGUAUUAUAUUGCAUGCCUACAGAUCAUGGACAACAGCUACAUGUAAAUGCUUUUUGUGACUUUGUUUCAAACAGAUUCCUCCUCAGUUGCUAAGGUUAGGGAGUUCCUUACGAACAUUGGACCUCUCUGAGAACAAAUUAAAGGUUUUGCCUGCAGCAUUUGGCAGUUUUACUCCCUUGAAGAGUCUUACAUUGUCAUCAAACAAUAUUGGUAAACUAUAGCUUUACGUCUUGUUUAUAUGUAGCCUGGAAGUAGGCCUCACUAUGUAAUAGUUAUUAUUAGUACUGCAGCACAAGCGUAUCUUCCCUUGUCACGGAGGUCAACUCUUUAUACCCUAACAUCAGUAUACAUAUUCUCCAUACUGUUCCCUAUACAUUUCCUUAAAAGCUGACAAGGAGAAUUUGUGUAACAAUCAACAGCUUCUUUAGCUGCUGAUAUCUUUCUUUACUCUCAUGACCUUGCUUCAUGAUUCAGGUGUGAUAUUGUAAGGAGAGGCUUCGAGAUGUUGAACCAAGCAAGCUGGUGAUAGGUCUGCAAGGAAUCUGGCCCUCAUUAUCAAUGCAUAACCACUUGCAGACCUCUCUCUGGCAGGUGUUGAUCAAUGCCUCAAACUUAUUUUGUAACACCCUGGUACUAAAACACUAGUAACGAGGGCCAGUGGACAUAAGCUAGUUUAUAUACUGUAGAAGCCAAAGAGAAAAUACCUGGCUUACCCAAUUUGACUUUUACAUCCCAUUAAGUAGAACUGAAAGCAGCUUUUUAAUGCCAACAGUCAGGCAGGAGUGUAAGAAAGUAUGGGAGAGAUUUACGCUUUGGUGUUGAUGUGAGAUUUUUUCUCUCAGAGGCCAGCAAGUCCAAAGUUGACCAAACUUUUCUGAAGUUCCUGCAAAAAUUUUCAAAGAUGUUUCAUUUCUGUUCAGAAGAUGUCCUGUAGAGUCAACAAAAAUGGGCCUGAAAUGCUCAUCCUUUCACUAUGGAAGGUUUUGGCCAAAUGUGGAGUUUCUCUAGAGAUGGCCAAAAUUUUCAUAACAUGUUAUUAAUAUUCCCUAAGACUUUCUGAACAUACUUCAGAGGUGUCCUGAAGACACAUUUGGAGAUCCAUUCUAACGAGAAUUCUUUUCUUCUGUCUCUUAGGGGUUUUACCAGAGGAACUCUCUCAGCUGAAGAAGCUAGAAGUAUUAAUUAUCAACAAAAACCAUCUGAAGGUCCUCCCUGUAGGACUUUUCACAAGCCUGAGCCACCUUAAAACCCUUUCACUAGCUUCCAAUCAGCUUACAGCAUUCCCAGAGGGCCUUGGUACCUCAAAGCAUUUGGAUGUAGUUGAUUUGUCCAAUAACAAAAUCCGCAGUCUUCCAGAGUCUGUGGGAGAUUUACAAAUGGUAGAACUUAACAUGAAUAAAAACCAAGUUGCAUUACUUCCUGCCAGUCUUGCAAGAUGUCCUCGACUCAAAGUUCUUAGAUUGGAAGAAAAUUGUUUGGCUUUAGAUGCUGUUAAUCCAGAACUUCUGAAGGAAUCACAGAUUUCUUUGCUUGCAGUGGAUGGUAAUUUGUUUGAAACAAAACAGUUGCGAGAGGCUGAAGGCUAUGACCAGGUAUGUCAU